CAUAAGCACAGUCAGGGGUCAGACAGAGAGAAAGGCAUUCUCUAAAGCACAUAAACUUGAGAAUGGCUCCUUCAUUAUCCUCAACGUUCAGCUCCUCUUUACUGAAGUGGAUGGACGUCCAGGUGCUGCUGGUGUCCACCAUUGUCUUUCUGCUUCUAGCAGACAUCAUGCGGAGGCGCAGGCCAAAGACCUUUCCUCCAGGUCCACUGUGUUGGCCUGUCAUAGGCAACACAGUCACCAUUGACUUCAAGAAAGCCCAUCUGGAAAUGUGCCGGCUGGCUGAGCAGUAUGGGAAUAUCUACAGCCUUAAAACGAACUCCUCAUGGUCCGUGGUGCUGAACGGCUACAAGAUGGUGCGAGAAGCUUUGGUGACUCAAGGAGACACCAUGGCUGACCGGCCUGAGAGUGCACUUACAGUGGAGGUGUCCAACUGUCCUGGUGUUGUAACCAGCAAUGGAUAUUUAUGGAGACAACAGCGCAAGUUUGCCCUAUUUACCCUCAAGUCUUUCGGAGUCGGCAAGAAGUCUCUUGAGUCAGCCAUUUUAGAUGAGUUUACUCAUCUAUCCAGAGAUAUUGAAGAACUUGAUGGUAAGACAUUCAAUCCACACUUGACUACAAACUACGCUGUUGCCAACACCUCCCUUGUUUUUGGGCAUCGAUUUGAAUACACCGACAAGAAGUUCCAAACACUGCUGGCUAUGUUUGAAAAAAUGACUGAACUUGAAGUCUCCAUUUGGGCACAGACCCUCAGGAACAUCUAUGACCACGAGAAAGUUUUCCUGAGGGAAGAAAUCGAGCAGCACAAGAAAGACUGGGAACCCUCAGAGCCAAGGGAUUACAUCGACUGCUACUUGAAUGAGAUUGAAAAGAGCAAGGAGAAUACAGCUGCUGGCUUCACCGAGGACAAUCUGAUCAUGUGCUCCCUGGACUUGUUUGUGGCCGGCUCCGAGACCACGUCCACCACCCUGCGCUGGAGCUUUCUCUACAUGGCCAAGUACCCGGAGGUCCAAGAAAAGGUCCAGGCUGAGAUAGACAGAGUGAUUGGUCAGUCAUGCCUGCCUACCAUGGCAGACAGGGCGGACAUGCCCUACACUGAUGCGGUCAUUCACGAGAUUCAGAGGAUCGGCAACAUCGCCCCACUGGGCCUGCCCCGGUAUACCAAAGAUGUGCAACUCAGCGACUACCUCAUCCCUAAGGGUACCGAGAUAAUAGCAAAUUUGAUAUCAGUGAUGUUUGAUAAGGAAGAAUGGGAGACACCGCACACUUUUAACCCAGGGCACUUCUUGAACAAGGAGGAGAAGUUUGUGAAGAAUCCUGCUUCAUCCCAUUCUCAGCAGGGAAAAGAGUGUGUCUCGGGGAAAGCCUAGCCAAGAUGGAGCUCUUUCUCUUCAUCACAUCCUUCCUGCAGCGGUAUACUUUUUCAGUGCCUGCUGGGGUGAAGCCUGUGAUGGAUUUCCGUUUUGGCAUAACCCUGGCACCCCAGCCACAUGAAA
This is a messenger RNA of Alosa sapidissima (American shad), 1493 nucleotides long. Its product is annotated as cytochrome P450 2J6-like. Gene Ontology annotation, molecular function: iron ion binding; oxidoreductase activity, acting on paired donors, with incorporation or reduction of molecular oxygen, reduced flavin or flavoprotein as one donor, and incorporation of one atom of oxygen; heme binding. Gene Ontology annotation, biological process: xenobiotic metabolic process. The coding region runs from base 63 to 1367 and encodes 434 amino acids. The transcript has 9 exons. NCBI's taxonomy places the organism in Eukaryota, Metazoa, Chordata, Actinopteri, Clupeiformes, Clupeidae. The record is from RefSeq and is a predicted model, not a curated record. Gene Ontology annotation, cellular component: intracellular membrane-bounded organelle; cytoplasm.